AUGGGUAGAGGAAUAGAAUUAGUCGAGGUCGUCGCUGCAAAAGCUGGCAAUGGCGACCAAGCCGGUUCCAAGACGGCACCUCACACGAGCAUCCAGUGCCUCGGCGACGACCAUAAUGGCAUUAAUAGCCCGCACGCCACAUCGUUUCCCAACGCCAACGGUCCGGAUCUAGAAGACUGUCAUGAGAAAAAGCAGGGUGGGAAAGUGGGCUGGAAGCCGGGCGUUCCAGAAUGCCUCUUUAUGACUUGUAUUUGCAUCUUAGUGAUGAUGGAUGCGUUUAACGCCAUGGUGGUCAUUCCGCUGGUUCCUGAUUUGGCCAAUAGUCUAGGACAGCCCCUCGAAAAUGCCCUAUGGAUCAAUACUUCCUACUUCCUCGCCAAUGCGGCAAGCCAAACCAUCUCGUCCAUGUUGGCCGAGGUAUUCGGACACGGGCCAGUUCUUCUCUCCGCGGUGGUUCUCGCAACAAUCGGAACGGGUGUCUGCGGUGGAUCGUUGAACUUGGCAGGUUUAAUCGCCGGUCGAUCACUCCAGGGAACAGGUGGCGGCGGGAUUUUGGCUGCUUCGUUCCUGAUUAUCUCGAACCUGAUACCCAAGUAUCAUCAGCUGGAGUUUUCGAAUUACGUUUUUCGCGCGCAGGUGACGGGCUCGAUCCUUGGUGCCAUUCUGGGUGGACUUUUUGGUGACUAUGCAACAACGAUAUGGCUGUUCUAUUCCAGUUUCGUCUUCUGUGCACUAGGCAUGCUGGUCGUCCCUUUUGCCGUGGACCUGCGAGGAUGCGGACAGGGAAAGACCGGCUAUAUAUGCAAACUGCGCCGGACUGACUGGCUGGGUACCCUGCUCAUCCUGCUCGGCGUCGGAUGUCUAUUAAUUGGAAUCAGUUGGGGUGGCACUCGCUUUUCAUGGGAUGCGGCAGCCACAUUGGUGCCGAUAUGCGUGGGCAUAAGCCUACUUCUCGUCUUGGUCGUCUACGAGCGGUUCUGGACAGUGCAUCCAUUUUUCAGCUCUGCCAUGUUCAAAUCGCUCUCCACGACCAUGAUACACAUAAGUGGGUUUAUCCACGGAAUCAUCAUAUCAAGCCACCUCCACUUUCUCCCCCUCUACCUCACCUUCGUCAAAUACCUCCCCCACGCCCUCACCGGUCUAGGCCUCGUAGCCAUUGUCGCACUCGCCCUCCCGUUCCUCAUCCUCCUCCAAAAACUACGUUUCCUCUCUCACCAACCAAACCUUAACCCCUGGAUCCUCCGCCUAGGCUGGACCCUCGCCACCAUCUCUACCGGAUGUCUCAUAAUCCUGGACUUCCACACCCCCACGCCCGCCUGGAUCAUCCUCUUCCUCAUCUGCGGCCUCUCCCACGCGCUCCUCACCCCCUCUUUCAUCCGCUGCAUGUUCACCCGCCCCUUCGACCCCGACAGCGACUCCGACUCCGACUCCGACACAGAUCCCGUCCCGAAGGGAUACUCCAAGCGCAAGAUCCCGCCGGUAUUACUACACUCGAUCCUAAGGACAUGGGGGAUGUGCAUAGCCAUUCCCAUUAGCGGGACGAUCAUGCUCAACCAGCUGUUUUGGGACGUGGAGCGGCGGUUCCCGUUUCCCGGGGAGAUCUCGUAUUUGGUUGAGUUUGGGGCGUUGAUGCCGGGCGGGGAGAGGGAUGAUUACGUCGAUGGGUUUAGGGUUCUUUGGCCAGUUUGUACGGGUGUUGCGGCGUUGGGGGCUGUUUUGGGUGGUGUUUGGGGGAGGGUGAGGUAG
Aspergillus steynii IBT 23096 is the source of this 1746-nucleotide messenger RNA. RefSeq names its product MFS general substrate transporter. Gene Ontology annotation, biological process: transmembrane transport. The transcript is spliced from 3 exons. The coding region runs from base 1 to 1746 and encodes 581 amino acids. Lineage: Eukaryota; Fungi; Ascomycota; Eurotiomycetes; Eurotiales; Aspergillaceae. The record is from RefSeq and is a predicted model, not a curated record. Gene Ontology annotation, molecular function: transmembrane transporter activity.